This is a messenger RNA of Carlito syrichta (Philippine tarsier), 3820 nucleotides long. It is a transcript of the gene TECPR1, whose product is annotated as tectonin beta-propeller repeat containing 1. Bases 18 to 3512 code for a protein of 1164 amino acids. Gene Ontology annotation, cellular component: membrane. The transcript is spliced from 24 exons. The record is from RefSeq and is a predicted model, not a curated record. Lineage: Eukaryota; Metazoa; Chordata; Mammalia; Primates; Tarsiidae.
CAGCUACCACCACUGCCAUGCCCAACUCAGUGCUGUGGGCAGUGGACCUCUUUGGGAGAGUGUCCACGCUCUCCACGGCCGGCCAGUACUGGGAGCUGUGCAGGGACACCCAGCUGGAGUUCAAGCGGGUCAGCGCGGCCACGCAGUGCUGCUGGGGCAUUGCGUGCGACAACCAGGUCUAUGUGUAUGUGUGUGCCAGUGAUGUCCCCAUCCGCCGCCGGGAGGAGGCCUAUGAGAAUCAGCGCUGGAACCCCGUGGGCGGCUUCUGCGAGAAACUCCUGCUGAGUGACCGCUGGCUCUGGAGUGACGUGAGUGGGCUCCAGCAUCGGCCGCUGGAUGGGGUGGCACUGCCUUCGCCGCACUGGGAGUGGGAGUCCGACUGGUACGUGGAUGAGAAUUUUGGAGGGGAACCCACCGAGAAAGGGGGGUGGACCUAUGCCAUUGACUUUCCUGCCACCUACACCAGAGACAAGAAGUGGAAUUCUUGUGUGCGGCGGCGGAAAUGGAUCCGUUACAGGAGAUACAAGUCCCGGGACACCUGGGCCAAGAUCCCCUCAAAGGAUGACCCCAAGCAACUGCCCGACCCCUUCAACGACCUCUCUGUGGGGGGGUGGGAAAUCACAGAGGAGCCCGUGGGCCGCCUGUCAGUAUGGGCUGUGUCUCUGCAGGGAAAGGUGUGGUACAGAGAGGACGUCAGCCACUCCAACCCUGAGGGCUCAUCCUGGUCACUGGUGGACACCCCCGGGGAGGUGGUCCAGAUCAGCUGUGGGCCCCACGACCUCCUCUGGGCCACCCUUUGGGAGGGGCAGGCUCUGGUCCGGGAAGGAAUCAACAGGAACAGCCCCAAAGGAAGUUCUUGGUCCAUCGUGGAGCCUCCUGGGCCUGAAAACGGGAUCAUGCAUGUCUCCGCGGGAGUCGGCGUGGUCUGGGCCGUCACCAAGGACCGGAAGGUGUGGUUCCGAAGGGGCGUCAAUUCUCACAAUCCCUGUGGCACCAGCUGGAUCGAGAUGGUUGGAGAAAUGAUGAUGGUGAACGUGGGCCUGAACGACCAGGUCUGGGGUAUCAGCUGUGAGGACCGAGCCAUGUACUUCCGUCAGGGUGUCACCCCCAGUGAGCUCAGCGGGAAGACAUGGAAGGCCAUCGUCGCAGCUCGAGAGUGUGAUCGGUCGCACUCCGGCAGCUCAUCAAGUCUUCUCAGUGCUGGCUGCUUCUUUGGUGAUGAGGUGAGAGGCAGCGGUGAGUCUGCGCCCAGCGACACCGAUGCCUCCUCGGAAGUGGAGCGACUGGGGCCUGGCCAGCCUCUUCCUGCAGAAUCUCUGGAUGACUGUGGAAACCCCAAGGGGAGCUCGGCCUUGGGCCCAGGGGCCAGCAGGAGUGCAGAAGGUGCCAUGGAGAACACCUGCCCAGCCGAGGGCAACAGGGAAACUGACCCCAACAAACACCCCAGGCCAGCACCCACCCUGGCAGAGCUGCCCUGGACCAAUAUUGACCUAAAGGAGCCCAAGAAAGUGCCCAGCCAUUCAGCCACUGGCUUACCUGAGACCACUGGCCUCUCCUCACUGGGGCUCCUCCCACUGGGUUUGGAGGAGCCCUAUGGGGUGGAUGACCACCCGCUGUGGGCCUGGGUGUCUGGAGGUGGCUGUGCAGUAGAGGCGUGCACCAUGCCCAAGUGGUUCACUGUCCCAUCGGGCCUGGCCCCCUCGGUGCAGACACUGUCCCUGUCCAUCACGCCAGCCCAGACUGCCACCUGGAGGAAGCAGAUCUUUCAGCAACUCACGGAAAGGACUAAGCGGGAACUGGAGAAUUUUAGACACUACGAGCAGGCCGUGGAGCAGUCGGUGUGGGUGAAGACAGGGGCCCUGCAGUGGUGGAGCGACUGGAAGCCCCACAAGUGGGUGGAUGUGCGCGUGGCACUGGAGCAGUUCACAGGACACGAUGGCGUCCGGGACAGCAUCCUCUUCAUCUACUAUGUGAUCCAUGAAGAGAAGAAGUACAUCCAUGUGUUCCUCAAUGAGGUGACAGCGCUGGUCCCAGUGCUCAACGAGGCCAAGCACUCCUUUGCCCUGUAUACCCCUGAGAGGACACGGCAGAGGUGGCCGGUGCGAUUGGCUGCUGCCACCGAGCAGGACAUGAACGACUGGCUCGCCCUGCUUAGCCUGUCUUGCUGCGAGAGCCGGAAGGUCCUCGGCCGCCCAUCCCCACAGGCCAUCUGGUCAGUUACCUGCAAGGGGGACAUCUUCGUGAGCGAGCCCAGCCCGGAACUGGAGGCCCACGAGCACCUGCCCUGUGACCAGAUGUUCUGGCGGCAGGUGGGAGGCCACCUGCGGGUGGUGGAGGCCAACAGCCGGGGUGUGGUGUGGGGCCUCGGCUACGACCACACGGCCUGGGUGUACACGGGCGGCUACGGCGGUGGCUGCUUCCAAGGUCUGGCCAGCAGUACCAGUAACAUCUACACACAGUCAGACGUAAAGUGCGUGUACAUCUAUGAGAACCAGCGCUGGAAUCCCGUCACGGGUUACACCAGCAGGGGGCUGCCCACGGACCGGUAUAUGUGGAGUGACGCCACGGGGCUGCAGGAGUGCACCAAGGCCGGCAUGAAGCCCCCAUCCCUGCAGUGGACCUGGGUUUCCGACUGGUUCGUGGAUUUCAGCAUUCCUGGGGGCACUGACCAGGAGGGGUGGCAGUACGCCAGCGACUUCCCUGCCUCAUACCAUGGAUACAAAACCAUGAAGGAUUUUGUCCGGAGAAGGUGCUGGGCCAGAAAAUGCAAGCUGGUGACCAGCGGGCCCUGGCUGGAGGUGGCCCCCAUCGCCCUCAGGGACGUGUCCAUCAUCCCCGAGAGCCCAGGCGCCCACGGGAGGAGGCCCAGCAUCGCACUCUGGGCCGUCAGCGACAAGGGGGACGUGCUGUGCCGCCUGGGUGUGUCGGAGCUCAGCCCCGCGGGCUCCUCCUGGCUGCACGUGGGCACUGACCAGCCCUUCACCUCCGUCUCCAUCGGUGCCUGCUACCAGGUGUGGGCCGUGGCCCGAGAUGGCUCUGCCUUCUAUCGGGGCUCUGUGUCCCCCUCUCAGCCAGCCGGUGACUGCUGGUACCACAUCCCAUCUCCUCCCAGACAGAGACUGAAGCAGGUGUCGGUGGGUCAGACAUCGGUGUACGCCUUGGAUGAGAAUGGGAACCUGUGGUAUCGCCAGGGGAUCACACCCAGCUACCCACAAGGCUCCAGCUGGGAGCAUGUGUCCAACAACGUGUGCCGGGUCUCCGUGGGGCCCCUGGACCAGAUCUGGGUGAUCGCGGACAAGGUGCAAGGGAGCCACGGCCUGAGUCGGGGGACAGUGUGUCACCGCACGGGCGUGCAGCCACAUGAGCCCAAGGGCCAGGGCUGGGACUAUGGCAUCGGGGGAGGCUGGGACCACAUCUCAGUCCGGGCCAAUGCCUCCAGGGCCCCCCGGGGCACGUCCCGGGAACAGGAGCCCAGGGCCCCACCCGAAGCCCACAGGCCUGUCCACUGCUGAAGCCAUUCCUGCCCACCUGGACGCUGGGACGGUGCUGGAUGUGGAGGGUCAAGGUCGAGCCAUUCUUGGGCUUAAGUGUGUCGUGGAACAAGUGUCACCAGGUGGACUCAAGAGGGAACCUGGUCCAAGGCCGUGGCCACUUCAGAGGCACUGCCCAAAAGGCCUAGAGAUGUGAAACGAACGUUCCCACACAUGUCCCCAUCUGUGAGAAGCACUGUGGGGGGUGGAGUGGGGGCUGCACCCCCAGCGGCCUUAGCCCCUUCUGCCCCUUCCUUCCCGUCUGCCUCCCACCUUUCUGGGCCAGACAC